AUGGCGGCCGCCAAGGGCAAAAAGGUGAUCGGCACAAGCAAUGCUGCAAAGCCUCCAGCAAGCGGCACGACCUCUACGAAGCUCUCUGAGGAAGCUUCCGCUGCUUUGCUAGGGGUGGCGCCUGAUGCGACGAAGUUGCCCGAAGCCCUCAAGGCAAACGCUCCGGUGGAAGGGACCACUGCAGGUGCGCCAGGCUCCAAUGGUGCUGCCGGCCAUGUUUCACGGGCGCAAGUCCUCGUGACGAAGAGGAUCAAAGCGCUGACAAAGAAGCUCGUGAGUGUGUGUGCCUCUGGAGAGGAUCGACCUUGCGUGGUGGGUUUCAAUCAGCAAUGCGCUGGCUGAAUGUCGUAGUUGCUCUUCAGCAACGCAUGGAGAGCUAUCUGAACGCGCCUCCGGAAACUCUUGACGCCAACCAGAAGAAGAGUCUUGCAUCUAGAUCUGUCAUGGAGGCAGUCGUUGCCGAGCUUCAGGAAGUGGUCAAGCAGCUUGCAGCUACGGAGUCCGACCAGAAAGCAUCUACAGAUGCAGACAAGAAGGUCCAGAUCGAAGUUACCGCCGCUGUCGUCCGGGUGAGUGAAGAUUCACGUGGCGCCCUCUACGAUGUUCACACUGAAACGCAGACCAUCAUGAACGCUACGCCAACAGGACGAAGCAACGAGCCAUGAAUCACUUCAAAGGUCUUUCUUUGCAAUGCAUUCAUACGUCGCCGAUCGAGCCGGCUGGUCGGGCGCUCCUCCGUCGUUUGCGCCUCGAAGUGUGCCUGCUGCAUUGGAGAACAUCUCCGGAGACACCAUCCAAGCGAUCAGAAUCCUCUUCUUGCGUCUCACUGCGCUCCCAACUUCCGACGAUGUGGCCUCGGCAGCUGCAGAGGGGGAGAUGGAAAGACGCUUGCAAGACGCCCAGAGGGCUCUGGACAGCUUGGGAAACUCAUCCGAUGAGGCGAUCGUACCAAGAUUAACGCCCACUUGUAAGUGGUCUCCCACAGAGCUGCGCUUCUCGCGUCACGAAGCUCACAGGCUCCACCUGGAACGAUUCUAGAUUCACAAGUGGUCGAUUUGAUCAAAGCCCUCGAGAAGCCAUCUGCUCCUGCUGUUGCUGCUCCUGAGCCAGCACCGUUGGUGAAUGGCAGCCUGCAUCAAGGGCACGGGACACAAUCGAGCUCGAACGCUGCUCAAGACGGCGUCAACUCUCAUGAGCGCGCUUCGAACGGUAUCAGCUUCUUGCAAGCAUCUGAAGUUGGUACUAGCGACCCUGGCGAGGUGAGAUGAGCAGCAGGUGUCCCAUGGUCUCAAUCGAAAGUUGUAUGCAAAUGUCUGACAACCUACGCCAUCGCACGGACACGGCCAGUACAACGCACCGGUGCCAAUUCUUCAGCCUGGCACAGGUUCGAGUGGCGUUCUUGCGCCCUCGACCUCCGAAACGGCACCGGAAGGUGGAGCAGCUGGUGGCCUGGAGCCUCAAACUCACGUGUCGGCAGCUGAUCCGGCGUCUGGCGCGUCAGAAUCUUUGAAAGUGGUGGCGGAAGCUGGCCAACAAGACGAGGUCCAAACGCAUGGCAAAGCGGUGGAGGACACGCCCAAGUUUAAUUGGGCUGACGACGAGGGGGACGACCUCGACGAGCCACCAGCAGAGUGGAGUACUCCGGCCACUGUAGCUGGUACACCGGCACGGGCUGCUAGCGGCACUGCCACGCCGCAAAUAGCUGCUCCUACCGUUUCUGCUGCUGUGAGCCAAAAGGUUGCUGCUGUGCCGGCAGAUGCAUCUCCUUCAGGGGUGCCCGCGAAUGGGCAAGCUCCUGCGGAUUCGUCGGCUGCUCCUACUAUCGACGCUAAGGGUGUCAGGAAAAGUGCAGCGCAAACACUGAACCGACCAAAUGACCCGAGGCGGCCUGCGCGGAUACCUCAAGUAGAUGAUGACGGGUUCGAGCAGGUGGUGUCGCGCAAGAAUGUGCGUGCCAACGAGCGAGGAGGUCAUGCUGGACGUGGAGGAACGGGGGACUUUAGGGCAAGAGGUAAGGGCGGCGAUGCGAGAGGUCGAGGCAGAGGUGGCGCGUCUGGAGGAUGGGUCCCUCCUGCGCCGGGUAAUCAUCAAGGUCAUCAUUUGGGUGCUCAGAGGGGAAGAGGUGAGUCAGAAGAGCGUCGGUAAUCAUCGAAAGCUACUGAUACUAAAUCGCGCGAACGUCCGCCUGCGUCCCUGCAGGGCAGACGCACAGUCAACAGAUGAGGGGCAGAGGUCGCGGCGGGCCUGAUGGCUUGGCUGCAGCUGCGUUGAGGUAA
This is a messenger RNA of Ceraceosorus bombacis, 2276 nucleotides long. The record is from the annotation of a GenBank genome assembly. NCBI's taxonomy places the organism in Eukaryota, Fungi, Basidiomycota, Exobasidiomycetes, Ceraceosorales, Ceraceosoraceae.